Habropoda laboriosa is the source of this 3338-nucleotide messenger RNA. Its product is annotated as F-box/LRR-repeat protein 16. The record is from RefSeq and is a predicted model, not a curated record. Gene Ontology annotation, biological process: SCF-dependent proteasomal ubiquitin-dependent protein catabolic process. Gene Ontology annotation, molecular function: protein binding. The transcript has 7 exons. NCBI's taxonomy places the organism in Eukaryota, Metazoa, Arthropoda, Insecta, Hymenoptera, Apidae. Gene Ontology annotation, cellular component: SCF ubiquitin ligase complex.
UUUUAUUUUUCUUUCCUUCCGACAAACGUUGGUACAUUGAAUCAGUAAAACGUGUACAACUUGUCUUGAAUCUGUCAUUUCACGGCAUAUAUUUCGUCGUUUUAUCCAACGUCUGUUUCUUCCAACCUGUUCUUUUCUUUUCCCUCUGCUUUCUCGUCCUUCGUUCACGACCAACAUACACACGUUCCCCUUUUGCUUCUGGUGUACACCUUCCGUCGAAUGGUUCGCGCGACAGUCACGGGCUGUCGAUUAAAAUAGAUCCUUCCAGUGAAAACGUUCCAUCAUCGAUUCGCCGCGUGUAACCAGCUCUCUCUCGAAGGGUUGCGUUUCGUUCCUCUCGACCACGCGCGCCGAUACAGCCGAUAAAUUUAGAAGGCUGUUGGGAGAUAUGAUGAUCGAACCGUUCGAAAAUUGAACGUACUCUUGUGUUACUUGCGAAACACCAUAUCGACACGACGUAAGUACUGUCGCAACGUGCUGUGAUUGCCAUCGUGGCUGAACCCUGUAAACGUUAAGAGAAGAGGACGAAAACGAAAGAGAAAAAAGGAAGAAAAAGGAAGCUGUCUACGAAGAGUUCGUGCUGUGACGAGUCUCGAAGAUUCUCUCAGUGUUGUUGGCGUGUGCCUCUCGAGAAUAUGAAACGCUUUAAUCACGGCCACACGCGUCCGUAUUCGUCUUGACUACGUGUCGUGGCUGAGCAAAAGGACCGCGUCUCCACUUCUUAAGAGAUGUCUUCGAUAUCAGCGCAGGGGGUCGUUGAAAGAGCCAGCGCCGAGUUGACCAAGAGAAUCAACGGUCUGGGGUUGAGAGCAUCUAAACAUCAUGGUGGGGGAAAGGCGAGCGUCAUGGAACGCGUUACGAACGUGUUCUGCGGUAGCGGCGGGGUCGCGUACACGAAUUUGCAGAGCGCGAACAAUGCGAACGCAACCCCGGAAAAGCCGAGCAGGAGCGUACCGACGUCGAUGAGCAACAUGCCAUCGGCGAACAACAAGAGUCUAAGCAGCGCAGGCACCUCCAGCAGGUCGAGAAUAUCGAGAAAUCGGCCAAAGAACGUGCCAUUGGCCAGUGGCGGAACCGGUGGAUACGUCGCGCCCACCACGUGGGAACAGUUGAUGGAGGACGAUCAUUUCCUAGGCAAAUUCUUCCUUUACUUCACCCCCCUCGAGAGGAGGAUUUUGGCUCAGGUUAGCCCAAGAUGGAGGGACAUACUAUACGCGCGGCCUCGACUAUGGGCAGGCUUGGUGCCCGUGGUGAGGUGUCGCGAGGUGCGAGCCAUGCCUCCAAGUUCGCGUACGCGCUUGUACGCAUCUUUAGUGAGAAGGGGAUUUCAUUCAUUAGUCCUUCUUAGCGCUUCUGACGAGGAUAUCCCAGAACUGACGCACGGAUUCCCGUUGGCGCAGAGGAAUAUCCAUUCGUUGUCGCUUAGGUGGUGCGCAAUCACCGACGGGGGCCUGGAAGCUCUCUUAGAACACUUGCAAGCAUUGUUCGAGCUUGAAUUAGCUGGUUGCAACGAGAUAACGGAAGCCGGCUUGUGGACCUGCUUGACACCUAGAAUAGUAUCACUCUCCUUGUCGGAUUGUAUCAACGUGGCCGACGAAGCUGUCGGUGCUGUCGCUCAAUUGCUGCCCAGCCUCUACGAGUUCUCGUUGCAGGCUUAUCACGUAACUGACGCCGCCCUUGGAUACUUCCAUGCCACUCAAAGUAGCUCCCUUAGCAUUCUCAGGCUGCAAUCUUGCUGGGAACUUACUAAUCAUGGUGUAGUCAAUAUUGUACAUUCCUUGCCCAAUCUGACUGUCCUGUCGCUGUCCGGAUGCAGCAAAGUCACUGAUGAUGGCGUCGAGCUAAUUGCCGAGAACCUAUCCAGGCUUCGUUCGUUGGAUUUAAGUUGGUGCUCGAGAAUCACCGACGCCGCCCUGGAGUACAUUGCCUGUGAUCUGAAUCACUUGGAGGAGCUCACGUUGGACAGAUGAAUUUCAAAGUGUUUGCUAGUGAAUAGUUUGUUAAACUUUUUUUUUUUUCUCUUUCUCUUCACAAUGGGAUCAUUGAGCGCAUUGUUCUUGAGAUGGUGCGUACUACUUAGAGACUUUGGACUUCAGCACUUGUGCGGCAUGAAAUCCUUACAAGUACUCUCCGUGGCAGGGUGCCCAUUGCUCACAAGUAGCGGAUUAUCUAGCUUAAUUCAGCUUCGACAUUUACACGAGCUAGAGUUAACCAACUGUCCAGGAACAUCUCAGGAGCUAUUCAACUAUCUGCGUGAACAUUUGCCGCGCUGCCUAAUCAUCGAAUAAACGUCACUUUAGCCAAGGCACGGCCAGAGCUCCGAGAAUUCCUUUACGUUCCACCUAGAAGACGUUUCUAUUCUUAUAGAACGAAACAACAACAUAAAAAAAUGUUUCACGUAAAGCAAUACUUAGAACGAACGGGGAUUACAAGUAUAUGUUGGAGAAGACGAAUGCGGAUGGGAUAGGAGAAGAAAAUUGACGUCCAGACGCGAAAACUACCGCAUACUAUGUUCUCUCAUGUAACUGAAAGGAAAAAGGAUAUAUAUAUAUAUGAAAAAAAGAAAAAAAGAAACUAACCCCUAAAAAACGUGCAAACGUUAACACUAAGAUAGUGCGUAGGCAAUUUUUAAUACACCAGAGCUCUUGUACGAAUCGCACUCCUUUUUCGCCGAUGCUAGACUUUCGAUUGGAUCGAAACUGGUCCGAUUCCGAUUGUGUUGUGUUUGUUUUUUUCUUUGUUUUUGUCGAAAACGUUUAUAUGAAAAAAAAAAGAAUGGAAGAGAAAAAGAAAGUAUGCGCAUCUCGAUAACUCAUGGUUUCCUGUGCAGAGUUUUACGCGUCGCUGCUUGAUGAUAGAGGAGAAACAAAAAAGCAAACGAACGAGGCAGUUUAACUAAAGUAGUAGGUUCUCGCUAAACAAGAAGCAAAAAUGAAAAACGAUGAAAAAAAAAAUACAAAAGAAUAAGUAGAGAUUGUCCGACGAGACGACACAACAGACUCAACAACAAACAGUUAGAACUGUGAUAAAUUUUUAUUAUAUACGUAUAUUGUUCUACUUCGACUAUGUUUAGGAACGUUGUUUAUCCCGCUUUACCGUUUAAGAACGCGCACGAGAUUAUCGACGCGUUAGACGCGUUGCUUUGAGAGAAAAAGCCAAACGAGCUACUGUACCCUAGUGAAGUGAAAACAAAAAAAAAAACAAAAAACGGGAAAAAGAAACGAAAAAAAGUGCAGAAAAACAUUCCGAUUACGUCUUAACGAGAAUUUUUAUUUCAUGAGACGUAUUUACGUAAUUCGCGAUGUUUUUUUCAUUUGUUCGACGAUACAUAUUGCUGA